UCAUUUACAUCUCGUAUCUAUGGAGAUAAAUGCUGAUGUAGAGAGAGUCCUGUAGCAUGCAAAUGCUUUGUCAAGCUGGCUUCUCAUAAUAACGACAUGAUUUAUGGUAUAUAACCAAAUCGUAAUUCUAAUCGGCCCAAAGAAGCUUUUUAAGGGUAGAAGGAAUUAGACGACCGAGCCCAACACGGAGCUCACCUGUUCAUCUUUGGUUUGCGACAAAGAACAGGCUUGUGGGAGAUUGCUAUGUCAUUUUCCAAUUCCGCACUCAUAAUAUCUGUGUGUCUCGCCUUCCGCUGAGGAUAAUCGUGGGCUUGAAACGGCGUGAAAUGUGCUAUCAAUAAUCCAGGUUAACACUGUUAUAAUACCUUCAGAUCACGGCCAUGGCGUCACCAAUUUCAGCUUCUGUUUCUCUGUGUUGUUCCCCGUCCACAAGCACAAAAUCAACCAUCUGCCUGGUUCCCUACUCCAAAGCCUCAAAAUUUCACGUCUCUCCAUGGUUUUCCCAACUGGGUUCUGCUCAGUUCUCUUCAUAUAGUGGGCUGAGACAUCUGGGUAUUUCGAUCUCUCCGAAAUCUCUAAAAUUAGAGAGGAAGAGAAGGUGUAGAGGUAAGGUGGUUCAUGCUUCUCUUUUUGGGGUUGGAGCUCCUGAGGCGCUGGUGAUUGGGGUAGUCGCUUUAUUGGUGUUUGGUCCUAAAGGUCUUGCUGAGGUUGCACGAAACCUGGGAAAAACUCUGCGAGCAUUCCAGCCUACCAUUAGAGAAUUACAAGACGUUUCAAGAGAAUUCAAGAGCACCCUUGAGCGGGAAAUUGGUCUUGAUGAACUUUCAACACCGAGUUCAUACCGCUCCAACGCAACGAACAUUCCUUCACCAAUCUCCUCAUCACCUGCUAGCAGUGAGAAUCCGGGGAAUGUAGCCGACCCCAAUGGUGCUCUAUCCCCAGAAGACAAAGCUUACACCAGCGAGGCGUACCUAAAGAUCACAGAAGAGCAGCUCAAGGCAUCGGCUGCUCUACAGUUGGACCCAACUUCCACUUCCGGAGAAAGCCAGCUUAAACCAGAAACUCAGCCUCAAGCAACAGAUCAAGAAACUGCCUCUGCAACCCCUCAAACUCAAACACAAGUGUCUGACAGCAAGACAUGAACUUGUGCUGUCAGAGGAAUGUUAUAUCAUUUCUCGAUGGCCCCGCUAGAUGUAGUUGGAACUUCCAGAAAGGAUUCUUGGAGGAAAACAGAGAGAGAAUCAUUAGAAAUUCAUUAAAAAAUACGUACAUGCAUAUAUGUGUAUUUUAUUUCCGUUGCAAUAGAACUACUGAAAUUUUGGAAUUAUAUGAAAUCUUUUCUCCCCCA
This is a messenger RNA of Carica papaya (papaya), 1348 nucleotides long. It is a transcript of the gene HCF106, whose product is annotated as Bacterial sec-independent translocation protein mttA/Hcf106. Gene Ontology annotation, biological process: protein transport by the Tat complex. The record is from RefSeq and is a predicted model, not a curated record. Gene Ontology annotation, cellular component: membrane. NCBI's taxonomy places the organism in Eukaryota, Viridiplantae, Streptophyta, Magnoliopsida, Brassicales, Caricaceae.